AUGUGGGGGUUCGGGCUCCUGCGCUCGCCGCCGCUGCUUCUCCUGCUACCGCAGCUCGGAAUCGGAGUCGCAGCGUUCAGUUCUCAGGCCGGAACCAUGAACCUGGGCGGCAGCAGCAGCCGCAGCGGCGCGCUCAGCUCCCCGUCAGCCGAGCGGUGCAGGCAGCAGUGCGUGCAGCUGUCCGCGGUGCCGGGAGCCGACCCGCAGCGAGGCAACGAGUUGGUCCUGCUGGCGGCGGCGGCGGCCGCUGGGGAGGGACCGGAACGGCGGGACCUCCCUGGGGACCUGGCGAAGGAGGAGCCGCAACCACCGCCCCAGCAUCACGUACUCUAUUUCCCCGGGGAUGUGCAGAAUUACCAUGAAAUUAUGACUCGUCAUCCUGAGAAUUAUCAGUGGGAAAACUGGAGUCUAGAAAAUGUUGCCACCAUUUUAGCCCACCGGUUCCCCAAUAGUUAUAUUUGGGUGAUAAAGUGUUCCCGAAUGCAUUUGCACAAAUUCAGCUGCUAUGACAAUUUUGUGAAAAGCAAUAUGUUUGGUGCUCCAGAACACAAUACUGACUUUGGAGCUUUUAAGCACCUUUAUACGUUAUUAGUUAAUGCUUUUAACUUAAGUCAGAAGAGUUUGCUACCAAAGAAGAAUGUGAAAGAUUUGAAUAAGGACGCCAAAGCAUCUAAUUGUAGAUCCAGUUCUUCUCAUACUACUAAUGGUUGCCGGGGAGAAAAAGAGAGGACCUGUGAAAAAUGUGAUGAGUCUGCCAUGAGUUUUUAUCCACCAUCACUAAAUGGUGCUUCUUUUACUUUGAUUGGAUUCAGUAAAGGUUGUGUUGUUUUGAAUCAGUUGCUUUUUGAAUUGAAAGAAGCCAAGAAAGACAAGAACAUUGAUGCUUUUAUCAAAAGCAUAAAAACAAUGUACUGGCUGGAUGGCGGUCAUUCUGGGGGAAGCAAUACUUGGAUUACUUAUCCAGAAAUCUUGAAAGAAUUUGCACAAACAGGGAUUAUUGUUCACACCCAUGUAACACCUUACCAAGUACAUGAUCCAAUGAGAUCUUGGAUUGGAAAGGAGCACAAGAAAUUUGUUCAGAUACUUGGAGAUUUUGGUAUGCAGGUGACUAGCCAAAUUCAUUUUGCAAACGAAGCUCCUUCCAUAGAGAAUCACUUCAGGGUUCAUGAAGUAUUUUGA
This is a messenger RNA of Lipotes vexillifer (Yangtze River dolphin), 1179 nucleotides long. It is a transcript of the gene CUNH2orf69, whose product is annotated as chromosome unknown C2orf69 homolog. NCBI's taxonomy places the organism in Eukaryota, Metazoa, Chordata, Mammalia, Artiodactyla, Lipotidae. Gene Ontology annotation, cellular component: mitochondrion. The coding region runs from base 1 to 1179 and encodes 392 amino acids. The record is from RefSeq and is a predicted model, not a curated record. The transcript is spliced from 2 exons.